Molecule: messenger RNA, 4214 nt
Organism: Xiphophorus maculatus (southern platyfish)
Lineage: Eukaryota; Metazoa; Chordata; Actinopteri; Cyprinodontiformes; Poeciliidae
Product: kinesin-like protein KIF11
Exons: 26
Coding region: 907-4065 (1052 amino acids)
Biological process (GO): microtubule-based movement; mitotic spindle assembly
Cellular component (GO): spindle microtubule; nucleus
Molecular function (GO): plus-end-directed microtubule motor activity; ATP binding; microtubule binding
Source: RefSeq, a predicted model, not a curated record
CUGUAACGUUUAUUACAAUACCUAAUUAAAAUCUUAUGACGGAUACGUUUGGCUUUUGUAUUUUUAGUAAAUUCUUAAUAUCCUGUUCAAAUUCGCAGAUAAAUUAUAAAUAAAGGUUUUUAAAAAAAGGUUAAAAAAAGGUUCUAUUAGCGACAAGCGGCUGUUAUCACCGAUAGAAUGGUUGAUAACGGUUGAUAACAGCCUGCUAGCAGGUAGAGCAGGGACCAACUGAGGCCAUUCAAUGGGGCUGAUAACCACUGAUAAUCGCCAAGUAGUUAUGUCUCGACUUAGAAUUGGGCAUUCUGGACUUAAUAGUUCGCUCUUUAAAAUAGGAAAGCAUGGGAAUGGGGCUUGUAAUUAUUGCAAUCAGGUGGAAACAGUGGAGCAUGUCUUGUUAGAAUGUGAUAAAUACUCAGAGGAACGCCAGAUUUUAAAGUCGUUACUAAGUAGAAAGAAUAUAGGACUGUCUAUGAUUAGUCUAUUGGAUAAUAAAUCAAGUUAUGUUAGGAAUCUCUUAUUUAGGUUCUUAAUUAACACUGGGUUAAUGAGUCGUAUUUAGGAUAUGAACAAAUAUUUAUGUGCAUGCUAGUGCAUGCUCAUGCAUUUAUUCAGGUAUUAAUGAGUGUGUUAGGAUGUGAAUUUGCACAUCCUACACAUCAUUGAGGUGGAUUUAAUUCCCUCUGAGAUCUCUGAUGACCACACUCCAGUCUGGUAGGUGGCGGUAAAUGCACCUUAAGUUGGAUGCCAGCCGCCAAUAAAAAGCAAAAGAAGAAGAAGAAGAAAAAGAAGAAGAAGAAGACACUCCUUCACUCGGUGAGUUACUCUGAGUUUUAACGGCUCGUUUUGCUCCGCGACGCUAAUCUUUACCGGCGGAUUUCAAACAACGGAGGGUUUAUUCUGCAUUUAAUGGUUUCGUUUCUACCGGUUAUAAAACAUCGCUGUGAAGUUUUCUGCGGUCCGUUCGGUGUGUUGCUCUCUGCUAACCGGAGCUUUAACGGCGUCCGCAGGCUGUCAGACCGCGGAGAGACGCUUCUGUCUGCGGCCACCAUGGCUUCCUUUAGCGGUACCGGAGGAAGGCGAGAGGAGAAGGGCCGGAAUAUCCAGGUGGUGGUCCGGUGCAGGCCUUUCGACACCAUGGAGCACAGGUCGUCUCACGGAGUCAUCGACUGCGACCAGAGCAGGAAUGAGGUGCUGGUCAGGACAGGCGGCGUGAACGACAAGUCCUCCAGGAAGACCUACACCUUCGACAUGGUUUUCGGCCCGGCUGCGAAGCAGAUCGAUGUCUACCGCAGCGUGGUGUGUCCCAUCCUGGACGAGGUUAUUAUGGGAUACAACUGCACCGUGUUUGCCUACGGUCAGACAGGAACCGGGAAGACCUUCACCAUGGAGGGGGAGCGGACUCCGAACGCGAGGUUCACCUGGGAGAAAGACCCGCUGGCCGGCAUCAUCCCCCGGACGCUGCACCAGAUCUUCGAGAAGCUCAGCGAGAACGGCAGCGAGUUCUCCGUCAAGGUUUCUCUGCUGGAGAUCUACAACGAGGAGCUGUUCGACCUGCUGAGCCCCACCGAGGACGUCAACGAGCGCCUGCAGCUGUUUGACGACCCCCACAACAAGCGCGGCGUGGUGGUGAAGGGGCUGGAGGAGGUGGUGGUCCACAACAAGAACGAGGUUUACCAGAUCCUGGAGCGAGGAGCAGCCAAGAGGCGGACGGCCUCCACCCUGAUGAACGCCUACUCCAGCCGCUCCCACUCCGUGUUCUCCGUCAUCAUCCACAUGAUGGAGAUCACCCUGGAUGGCAAGGAGCGGGUGAAGAUCGGCAAGCUCAACCUGGUGGACCUCGCCGGCAGCGAGAACAUCGGCCGCUCCGGAGCUAUGGGCCAGCGGGCCCGCGAGGCCGGGAACAUCAACCAGUCGCUGCUGACGCUGGGCCGGGUCAUCACCGCCCUGGUGGAGAAGAGGUCCCACGUCCCGUACAGAGAGUCCAAACUCACCAGGAUCCUGCAGGAUUCGCUGGGCGGACGCACUAAGACCUCCAUCAUUGCCACCGUGUCGCCGUCCUCCAGCAACCUGGAGGAGACGCUGAGCACGCUGGCGUACGCCAGCCGAGCCAAGAACAUCAUCAACAAACCCGAGGUCAACCAGAAGCUCACCAAGCGGACCCUGAUCAAGGAAUACACGGAGGAGAUCGAGCAGCUCAAACGGGACCUGGCCGCCACCCGAAAGAAAAACUGUGUUUUCCUUUCAUCAGAGAAAUAUGAGAACAUGGUGACCCAGAUCACGGCUCAGGAGGAGCAGAUCGUCAUGAUGGAGGAGGAGCUCAAGAAGGUGAACGAUCUGUUCCUGGACAGUAAGAGCCGGCUGGAGCAGUGCAGCAUGGACCUGGAUGAGAAGCAGCAGAGGCUGGAGGAGACCAGCAGGCAUCUGGAGAAGACCAAGGAGAAGCUAGUGGAGAAGGAGAUCGUCUGCUCGGAGCUCAGCUCGGCCCACGAGUCGCUGUACAGCGCCGCCGGACAGCUGCUGAGCGCCGUCGGUGAGAGCACCGGCGACGUGUCGGGUCUCCACGCCAAGCUGGACCGCAAGACCAAGGUGGAGCAGCACAACAUGCAGAUGCAGCAGAGCUUCUCCCAGAGGAUGGACGGCGCCUUCAGCAGCCUGCAGCGCAGCGUGCAGCGUUACGGCGCCGCCCACGACCGCACGCUGACCGGCUACGCCCACGCCGUGGACGGCCUGCUGGUGGGGAACGAGGCCACGCUGCGGGGCGCCCUGGUUGCUGUGGAAACGCUGGUGGGUAGACUCCAGGCGCUGGUGGCGGACGGCGCCGCCUGCUGCCGGGAGAAGGUGGAGCGGCACGAGGCGCUGACCCGGGAGCAGAGGGAGGUUCUGCUGCAGCUGCUGGAGGAGCACCAUCAGGAUGUUCUGGACGUGCGGACGCUGCCGGGUCUGACCGCCAUCAGGGAGCUCAGUGACGCCCUGCAGGUUUCCAUGGAGACGCAGCGGGAUCUGGCCGAUCAGGUGGAGGCGAUGAAGGAGACCGGAGUCUUCCUCAGGGCUCUGGUUCUGGACCUGGCGGCGCUGCGUCAGGACGCUCGGACCGGACUGAGCGCGCUCCAGGAGGAGCUGAAGCAGCAGAUCCAACGGGCCCAGCAGCGCCACCAGCAGGGGAUGAACCGGACCAUAAAGGUCCUGCAGAACCAGAUGAACCUGGUUACCAUGGAAACCCAGCAGGACUACAGCAAGCUGCACUUGGCCUCCAGUACCCUGCAGGGCCUGGUUGAGGAGCUGCAGCAGAACCUCAGCAGCCGCUGCGGCGCGGUGGAGCAGCGUUCUUCGUCGCAGGCGGCGCGUCUGCUCUCCUCCUCCUCCUCUCUGGCCUCUUCGCUGCGCCAGGCGGCCCGUCAGAACCGGGUUGUGCUGGAGGAGAUGAGCGACCGCUCUUCGGACCUCCACGGCGCUGUGUCAGGCCUGGUGGAAUGGGACGCAGAGUGGACCUCCAGAACCAGGGAGCUGGCGGCCCGCCGGGCCCAGGACCAGCUGGUUCUGAUGGAGCAGCUGGCAGAAAAGGCCCAGAGUCUCAAUCAGGGUGUGGAGACUCGAGGUGCCGAGAUGCUUCGGGCCGCCGAGGCGGACCUGAGAGGCCGGCAGAAGGAGAACCGGCAGGUUCUGACGGAUGUCCAGAAGCAGAUGGGUUUGGACCAGGCGGUUCUGGAGCGGAAGCGGGUGGAGCUGCAGGAACAGCUGGAUGCGGGUCAGCAGCUGGUCCGAAGGUUCCUGCUGGAGGAGCUGCAGCAGGACGUUCCUACUGGUGUGAGUCCUCGGCGCCGGGGGUUUGUUUAUGGAAGGGUUCAGAAGAGGAGCGUCAAGCGCAGCAAGCUGCCAAGGAUGAGGCAGAAGGAGGCGGAGGAGGAGGACAGGCAGAGCAAGGACUCCCUGGAGAACGAUCUCAGCUCCUGCUGCAAGAAUCUGGCCGCCGAGCCGCCCUUCGUCGACGAGAAGAAGAAAGACAGCAGGAAGAAGUACCCCAUCAGGUCAAAAAUGGCGGCCAGCAAAGGCCAGGGCCCUCCAUAAAGUCGCCGCUGCGCUAAGGAGAACUGAACCUGCCGCAUGUAAAUAUGUAAUAUGUCACGUGUAAAAAUAUUUGUGUCAAAGAAACAUUUCUGUUUGUUUUUUAGUCAAGUUAUUUUGUAAUUUUAAUUUGUAAUAAAACUUGACUCAUU